UGACCACAUGUGGCAACUCCAUCUGAAUUUGUUGUUUACUUGGAAUUAGUUUGUAAUCUAGGAAAUAUUAAACGAAAAUGCCACCGAAGAAAGAUGCAAAGGGCGGCAAGGACGCGGGGAAAGGUGGCAAAAAGCCAGCCGCCGAAGACAAGUCUGCCGGCAAGGAGAAGAAAGGAGGCAAUGCCGUCAAGGUGCGCCACAUCCUGUGCGAAAAGCAGGGCAAGAUCACCGAGGCCAUGGAGAAGCUGAAGGCGGGCCAGAAGUUCCCAGAGGUGGCAUCCGCAUACAGCGAGGACAAGGCACGCCAGGGUGGUGAUCUUGGCUGGCAAAUCCGCGGAGCCAUGGUCGGUCCUUUCCAGGACGCCGCCUUCGCCCUGCCCAUCUCCACCGUCAACAAUCCCGUGUACACAGAUCCCCCGGUCAAGACCAAGUUCGGCUACCACAUCAUCAUGGUGGAGGGAAAGAAAUGAGGGCUAGCUGAUUUUAUAAAUCGAAUUUUAAUGUGA
Molecule: messenger RNA, 506 nt
Organism: Drosophila elegans
Lineage: Eukaryota; Metazoa; Arthropoda; Insecta; Diptera; Drosophilidae
Product: peptidyl-prolyl cis-trans isomerase NIMA-interacting 4
Exons: 2
Coding region: 78-470 (130 amino acids)
Biological process (GO): rRNA processing
Molecular function (GO): peptidyl-prolyl cis-trans isomerase activity; DNA binding
Source: RefSeq, a predicted model, not a curated record